Tyto alba (common barn owl) is the source of this 3046-nucleotide messenger RNA. It is a transcript of the gene CREB3, whose product is annotated as cAMP responsive element binding protein 3. The record is from RefSeq and is a predicted model, not a curated record. NCBI's taxonomy places the organism in Eukaryota, Metazoa, Chordata, Aves, Strigiformes, Tytonidae. Gene Ontology annotation, biological process: regulation of transcription by RNA polymerase II. Gene Ontology annotation, cellular component: nucleus. The coding region runs from base 394 to 1785 and encodes 463 amino acids. Gene Ontology annotation, molecular function: RNA polymerase II cis-regulatory region sequence-specific DNA binding; DNA-binding transcription factor activity, RNA polymerase II-specific. The transcript is spliced from 11 exons.
CGGGAGGCGGAGGGCGGCAGCGGCGUGGCUGGACGGCAGCGGGCGGAGCAGAGACGCCUCUCAAGGUUCCUUCUCAAGGCUGAGAGAUCCUUUGGCCAGCAUCUGAUAUCUACUGCGAGGUAAGUGGCAUUUUACAUUUGGCCUAAAACUAUACCGUAUGGUAGCAACAUUUUUAUAUAUAUAUACACCUAUAGCUUAAUUAUUACAAGGAUACUAAGUAGUAGGGUGUUUCACCACUGUCUAAAUUGUUGUUUAAAUCCUCAUUUAAAUUACUGUUUAAUUACUGUUCAGUGAUUGUUUAAUCACCAUUUGAUUAUCAUUUAAUUUUCAUUCAGUGAUUGAUUAUGAUUUGAUCAUCCUUUAAUCACUAAUAAAACCUUUUCAGUUCACCCCAUGAUGAUGACUUCUCUUAAUGAUUUGCUUACAACAGGAGACUGGCUGUGCUGGCUGCAUCUGGGGCUACAGCCCCUUCGGGGCUUCAGUGGAGUGAUGUCCUCUACAGAGGAUCUGCCUACCCUGCUGGAUGACGAUCUGCUUGACUUAAUUAUGAAGGAUAGUGGUUCCUUCCCUGAGAAUAAUCCGUUGGAAGGCUUAGAUCUGCUAGACCCUGAGCUGGACAUGGAGACUGAUGACAUGAUCACCUCCAUGCUGCAGCACUUAAAAGAUGACCCACAUUCGCUGCAGGAUUAUUUGCCAAUUGUCAGUGAGAGCGUUUGUGAGGAUCUGCUUCUGUCCCAUGACCCUAGCAGUAAUUCUGACAUCAGGCACAUUGUGCAGAUAGAUCACAACUAUUCCUGCAAUCAGGAUAGUUCUGUGCUGGAAAGCAUGAAGUCUGAUAUGGCAGAAGGAGGUGUUUCAACUGACUUUGCAAUGGAUUUGGAAGGCACAAGCAAUACACUGGGAGAGAACUCCAGUUUUCCCACUGCUGCUGCUGCGGAUGCUGAACACCAGCUUGUGCCUGGAACCACUGUGGAGUUUGAGAUCCCUGGGCUAUUCCUGACACAGGAGGAGAAGCAGUUCCUGGAGGAGGAAGGUCUUUCAUUACCACCCUGUCUGACAGUGGACCAAACUGAAUACCAGCUUAUGAAUGGUGUGCAUCAGACCCAGAACAAGAAGCCAGCCCGGGCUAGUGGUCAAAGGAAGAAGAGCAACAUGAGUGGCCGGGAAGACAGGUUGGCAGCCUGCAAAACUCAAAACCGUGAGCUGGAGAAGAAGGUGCAGCUGCUGCAGGAGCAGAACAGGUUACUUCUGAGCCACUUGCAGAAACUGCAGGCUUUGGUGAGACAAUCUGCCAACAGGACUACCACGAUUAGAACAAUGGUCAUAAUGCUGUCCCUCUACCUGUUUCUGUCCCACAACGUCUCCAUGUUGAAGGGCAAUGAGCCGCAGACGAAGUGGUGGGCGCUGUCACAGCAGAACCACGCAUUCCUAAACCGGGUGGUGGCUGUUGAGCAGGAGGGUGCUGCGAUGGAGGGGUCAACCCCAGCAACUGAGGACCCCUUGCUGUCGGGCAUUCUCAGUCAAUUACAGGAAGUGUUCCAGGGUCAACCCAACACUGAUCCCACAUCUUCCAAUAGUGCCUCGUGCCCGGCCCCUUCUGCAGCGUCUGGGUCUGGGCUGGGCUCUCACCAGCCUCAGGAGCAGGGCUGCAGGAGCUAUGUUCUGCAUGUGCCGGUGGCAUGGGCAGCCAAGAAGCAGGAGGAGGUGGAACAUGCUCCCCCAAUUGUCAUCCAGCAGCAGCAUGCUGAUGAGAUGAGCGCCUCCUCCUCCUCCUUCUUGGGGUGAAGCUGAGCGCCCUGCCAGGCAGGGACAAACAGAGCUGCAUUAACAUAAUCUAUCAAAGCAGAUUCUUCUGAAUACUAUCACAAUUGCUGGCAGCUCAGAGGGUUUACCAGGGAGGAAUUGUUUUAGAGUUGACCUGUUCUGACACUGUUCUCUAUAUCUUUAGAAGGAAUCUAUCUGAGAAAGCGUAGGAAACUGGGAACUUUGCUAUGGCUGCUGACAUGGCUAGCCCGGGAUGUGUCCCGUGGCUUGCAGGGAGGCACUGUAGCAUGGAGGGUGAAGGUGGUUGGCCCCUACUUGUUCUGAUGGUGUAGUUGGUGAUGAAGGCCACUGUCCUGCUCUUUCCCUGCACAGGUGGAGGUGAACAAGCUAAAUCGUGCACUUGUUACUGUGUCUGGUGUCUAAGCAUCUGUCCCUUGUCCCUUCCCCUUAUUCCUGUGGUGUUGCCUGACCUAUAGGUGUAAGAUAGUGAGCUGACCUUCAGUGCUCUUACAGGGAGUGGUCUAGCCCUUGUGACAGCUUGCGUGUCACCUGUUCCUGCUACCUUUUGAGCCAUGACCAUAGCCUGGCCAGAGAAGGUAAUGUGGAGUCCUUCCUGAGCCAUGUGUGCUGUUUCCCUUCCGUAGGGUCUCAGCCAUUCAUCUCCCCAGCCUUGGGAGCGGGGCUACUGGGCCUCAGGGAGAAGGCAUGCCUGUAGCCGGUGUGCAGAGGAGGAAUGGAGCAGAGAGCAGCAGAGCUGCUUGAUCUUCCGGAGGCUAUCCUGGCCACAGGACUGUUUCAGAGUGUCCUUGUGUGCCCGAGCCUUGCUGUGGUGGCUGGUGAGGCAGUCAGCUGCCUCUGGUUGCUGAGCAGAAACAUUUUGAGCUGGUGAAGAGUGCAUUUCCUGGAGUGCAGCUUAGUAGUAGUACCUGUUAAGCAUCUCUCCUUACCCUGAUUUAAGACAUUUCAUAGAACCCUAUAGGAUAGUUUUAAGUUAGAAAGGACCUUUAAAGGUCAUACAGUCCAAGACCCCUGUAAUGAGAAGUAGUAUCUUCUACUAGAUGGAUAGGUUUAAGUUAGAAGGGACCUUUAAAGGUCACAUAGUCCAAGACCCCUGUAAUGAGGAGUAUAUUCUACUAGAUGGAUAAGUUUAAGUUAGAAGGGACCUUUAAAGGUCAUAUAGUCCAAGACCCCUGUAAUGAGAAGGAGUAUCUUCUAAUAGAUAAGUAUAAUAGUUAUUAAUUUCCUUAGUGAUAACAUUUAAAUAAAUAGUAAUGGCAUCUGA